This is a messenger RNA of Rattus rattus (black rat), 960 nucleotides long. It is a transcript of the gene Mix23, whose product is annotated as coiled-coil domain containing 58. Gene Ontology annotation, cellular component: mitochondrial intermembrane space; mitochondrion. The record is from RefSeq and is a predicted model, not a curated record. Lineage: Eukaryota; Metazoa; Chordata; Mammalia; Rodentia; Muridae.
CCUGGGUCCUAUGGCUUUCUGGCUUCGGGAAUGUCCGAGGGAAGCCUGCUUUCCACUUAGCUAUAUUUAAAAAAAAAUCUAGUUCUCACCGCUCGCCCACUCUCACGGCCCCAAACGCCCCUGUUUGUCGACGCUUCUUCGCGGUCUCAUUCCUCUAUGCUCUAGAAUCAGAGAGAGGAGGGCAAGCCUUGCUCUCUGCUCCCCCGGCUCACAGUACUUGCUGUCAGGCAACACCGCGGACACCUCUGCUCCACGGUGAUUGGCCAGCUGCGGGGUCCUCGCGUUCGUCCAAUAUGGCGGCGCCCAGUGGCAGUGUGAACUGUGAAGAGUUCGCCGAGUUCCAGGAAUUACUCAAGGUGAUGAGGACAAUUGAUGACAGGAUAGUACAUGAAUUAAACACUACGUUCCAACAGCUUCCUUUUGCAGGAAAAAUCGAUGCCAGCCAAACCUGUAAACAACUAUAUGAGUCUUUGAUGGCAGCUCAUGUCAGUAGGGACAGAGUUAUAAAGAACUGUAUAGCCCAGACCUCAGCAGUAGUAAAACGUCUCCGAGAAGAGAGAGAAAAGAACCUGGAUGACUUAACGUUAUUAAAACAACUUAGAAAAGAACAGACAAAGUUGAAAUGGAUGCAGUCAGAACUAAAUGUUGAAGAAGUGGUAAAUGACAGGAGCUGGAAGGUGUUUAAUGAACGCUGCCGAAUUCACUUCAAGCCUCCAAAGAAUGAAUAGAGAGAGAGUUUUUUUUAAAAAAGACCCGGUCAUCUCGUCGCCUGAGCAUGACAGAUGUCAGCAGGCCAGCUUCUGAGGGUGGUCUCUGAGCCAGCAGGUCAAGGCCUUUGGUUGGUUCAGCCCCAUCCAGCCAAGACCGCAAGUCUAAUUCUCAGAAUUAUAAAAUAAUCAAUUGCUAUUUUAUACUGAUUCUGUAAAAAAUGUUUUGUAACUAUUAAAAUAAUUUUCCGAC